UUGUUUAUCCCACUAAGCCUUUCUUAACAAAUUAUAUUUUUACAAGUAAAGCCAAUGAUGAAGUUGAGAUGCAAAAAGUUGUUCAGAAGCAACUCAAAGGUGGUUGCAAGUAGUAAUGCCACCGCAGUAACAGGGAGCGACGCCAAAUUAGGUGGUGAAAUAAAAUGGGAAUUACGUCCAGGAGGUAUGUUGGUACAGAAGAGAGAAUGUGCAGAGAAUGAUGGAGAUUCUAUUAUCACUCUUAGAGUCUCUACUGUUACUCAAUGCCAUCACAUUUCUAUACAACCAACUUCAUCUUUUGGAGAAUUAAAGAUGAUACUGGCAAUGGUAACUGGUUUAGAGCCAAAAGAACAAAGACUAUUAUACAAAGGGAAAGAAAGAGAGGAUUGUGAAUACUUGCACAUGGUGGGGGUGAAAGACAAAGACAAAGUGUUACUCUUUGAAGAUCCAGCUAUCAAAGAGAGGAAACAAGCAACAAGUGGACAUGUCCAAGUCAUUGGAUCCACUUACCACACUAUUUGUGUCUAAAAAUAAAUAAUAAUCAUAGUACUACUAGUUAACAUUGUUAGUGUGUGCAAUGUGUAAUUUUUUUCUUUAAAAAAAACUAACCCCCCUCCUCAUCAAGAAAAUGAGUGAUGAUGGAUCAAGAAUGGUGAUAAGUAUAUGCUCACCAACUUGCCCAAAUUAGAUUAUGCUGUUGUUUUUAUGGUGUGUAAUAGCAAAUUUUAAUUUUAUAUGCGACCCCAAUCCCGUGGUAGCAUAUAUGAAAAUUAAUGUGUAACGUUCUCGUGCAUCUCGAUUAGGUUAUCGAGUUUGUAAAUGUUACUAUACUAAUUUUAAUUUUCUCAAUGUUAUUUUCUA
Messenger RNA from Solanum tuberosum (potato), 861 nucleotides. Its product is annotated as BAG family molecular chaperone regulator 2-like. The record is from RefSeq and is a predicted model, not a curated record. Gene Ontology annotation, molecular function: protein binding. The transcript has 2 exons. Bases 55 to 528 code for a protein of 157 amino acids. NCBI's taxonomy places the organism in Eukaryota, Viridiplantae, Streptophyta, Magnoliopsida, Solanales, Solanaceae.